Messenger RNA from Morone saxatilis (striped sea-bass), 766 nucleotides. Its product is annotated as mortality factor 4-like protein 1. Gene Ontology annotation, cellular component: nucleus; NuA4 histone acetyltransferase complex. NCBI's taxonomy places the organism in Eukaryota, Metazoa, Chordata, Actinopteri, Moronidae. The record is from RefSeq and is a predicted model, not a curated record. Gene Ontology annotation, biological process: regulation of DNA-templated transcription; chromatin organization.
GACCCAGCAGCAGGCAGGCCAUACUCGGCUUCUCCUUCGCUGUGGCUCCAAUGUCGGAGGUGUUUGUGCCUGGAAGAAAUGGACUCUGGCAAUGCACGAAUUUGAUCACUCAGAGAUCCGAUCAGCUGAGUCUGUGAAUGGCGCCAAAACAGGACCCUAAACCUAAAUUUCAAGAAGGUGAAAGAGUCCUGUGCUUUCAUGGGCCAUUGCUCUAUGAGGCAAAGUGUGUAAAGAUCAACAUAAAGGAUAAGCAGAUUAAAUACUUCAUUCAUUACAGCGGAUGGAACAAAAACUGGGAUGAAUGGGUUCCUGAAAGCAGAGUUCUCAAAUAUGUGGACAGCAACCUUGCGAAACAAAAAGAGCUUCAAAAGGCCAAUCAGGACCAUUAUGUUGAGGGAAAGAUGAGGGGUUUAGCACCGAGCAAGAAGAUUGCUGCUGUGCAGCAGAAAAAUGUUGAUCUGAAAGUGAAAAAGGCAAAACAGAAGACCCCAGGGCCGGGUGAAGGCACCAGCAGCGGAGAACCGCCCCAGGGACCACGGAAGAAGAGGGCUCGGGUUGAUCCCACUGUGGAGAGUGAGGAGAUGUUCACCAACCGUGUGGAGGUGAAGGUUAAGAUCCCUGAGGAGCUGAAACCCUGGCUGGUGGACGACUGGGACCUCAUCACCCGACAAAAACAGUUGUUUCAUCUGCCUGCUAAGAAGAAUAUAGAGACUGUCUUGGAGGACUAUGCAAACUAUAAGAAAUCAAAAGGAAACUCGGACAAUAA